AACCAACUUCGAUAACUCGACCAAUACCGUCAAAAUGGCCAAGUCGAAGAACAGCUCCCAGCACAACCAGAGCAAGAAGGCUCACAGGAACGGCAUCAAGAAGCCCAAGACCUCCAGAUACCCUUCCCUCAAGGGCACUGACCCCAAGUUCCGACGGAACCAUCGUUAUGCUCUUCACGGCACGAUGAAGGCUCUGAAGGAGCUGAAGGAGGGCAAGCGUGAGACGGUGUAAGGGACGAGGGGGUCGAUAACCGAAACGAAUGAGACUUCGAUGGCGAGAACCUUUGGCGAUGCACACAUACUUUUCCACAUCAAGGACGGUUGGGGGACAUCAUACUGGGGCGUCUCUUGUGCUAGUUUUUUCCCCUCGGAUAUCGUUACGGCUAAGGUGCCACAGCCGUGAACCAAUUUGACGGCAUCAAAACGAC
Molecule: messenger RNA, 428 nt
Organism: Cryphonectria parasitica EP155
Lineage: Eukaryota; Fungi; Ascomycota; Sordariomycetes; Diaporthales; Cryphonectriaceae
Exons: 4
Coding region: 35-232 (65 amino acids)
Biological process (GO): cytoplasmic translation
Cellular component (GO): cytosolic large ribosomal subunit; ribosome
Molecular function (GO): structural constituent of ribosome
Source: RefSeq, a predicted model, not a curated record